GUGCACACAACAGCUAGGCUUUUCUAGGAGGUACCCAGCUGACCGGAGGGAAGAGUCGACACCAUGAGCCACGCAGUGACUAUCGAAGAGCCCCAGGUCAACCCGCUGGUGUCUCAAACCCGGUGCGGGGUGAAGUCGGGGGCCUGGGGCAAAGUCUCCUCCAGUCGACCGUAUGAUUUUCUGUACGAUCCGUUAUUUAUUAUCUCAAGUGAGAAAGACCACACACAGGCAAAUAUCCAAGCUAACCUGAUUCGAAACAGACUGAGAAAAGUUCCCAGGUUUAGAAACAUGUUCAGUAACCUGAUCCACUAUCCAAGAUAUUCUCUGUGUUGGAGCAAGGCAGACCCUAUCCCACGAUUCAUCUGUCAGGAAUGGAAGGGACAUAAGGAGAAACCCAGAGAAGCCCUCUGGCACCUUGCCAUAACAGAUACAUCUUUUCAAAUGGCCAAAGAUGUUUAUACAGAUCCUGAAAUAACCGGAAAGAAUCGCUACAAAUACUUUGGAAGGCCUUUCCUUCCACGUCAUCAACAGUUGCCUCUCAGUGUCAUUUUUGCAGCAACUCAGACAGAGCCAUAUACUUUUCUUCCUACUCCUGCUAAGUACCCAUCUAUCCCUUCAAAGUAUACUGUGGGCACUCAGACCGAUUAUCGGGAUGCUGAAGUUCAAACAGAUCCAUAUUCUCCAGAAUAUGUAGUAUGUCAGGAUUCAAUCCCUGAGCUCUUGACCCUGGCUACUCUUACUUGGGGUCGAGGGCUCCCAGCAGGACAGGCUGAGGUUGAGAUGAUAGAACGUGCCCGGGAGAAGCGUGCUUGGGAAGCCACUCUUCCCUGCCUGAGUGACACCUCCCAGUUUGAGAAGCGGAGGAGGAUGAUGAAUGCGAUGGAGAGGAAGGAAUGGGCCUUCAGAGAGCAGGAGAUUGAAAAACUACAGGAGAUUCGCCUGGAAGUCCUAAAAGAGCUGCUGAGGAAGCGUGUAAAGAAUCAAAAUGAAGUGAACAUGAAACACUUGAAUGCCCAGUGGUCUAAACUGCAGGAAGCAAAGGAGGCAAAAUUGGCACGGAUUCAGCAGAAACAUGUAUCAGCAAUCAGGAAACUUGUGGGAAAGGGAAAGAAUAUAGAAGGGAAGUUGGAGAGAAGAAAUAUCAUCAAGGAUUAUUCUGACUAUGCAUCCCAGGUCUAUGGGCCUUUGUCUCGCCUUGGUCGUUUCCCUGACAACAACUCAGAGGACUUUAUAGUAAAAAACCACUAUCUCAACACCUAUGAAGGAUUAGUUGAACUUGAGUCAUGUCUCCCAGAUUUUGUGACACAACCCCGAAUCAGACCUCCAAAGCCAAAAGUCACUACCACGAAAGCUGGUUUUCUCAAGAGGGCAGCAAGAAUGGACCAUGAGUUGGCAGAGGUUCAUAAGGCAAUAUUGGAUAAGAAGAAUAAAGUUAUUGAACCAAAGAAACUUCUGCGCUUUCUUCAAAGAAGGUCACUACCUGAACCUCGACUUCCAACUCCAACUUUGGAAAUGAGUUCCAAUGAAGAAGAAGAUAUAGAGAUGGCUGUGAUCUACCUUCAAAAGUUACUCCGGGGAAGAGUCAUUCAGAACACGAUGUUUGAAGGCAAGGAAAAGCGACUGGAGCUGAUCCAGGAGCUGCGCACCAGCCAUGCACUACAAGAGGAUGACCGGCUGCUGAAGAAAGCUGAGAAGCAAGUGACCCUGGCCUUACAGCGACAGAGGAACUUGCAUGAGCACAAGGUGUCACUGGUUGAAAACCAUUUGGCUGGACUGGAAGGAAGAGUGCUGGCAGACAUGUUUGACUUCCUGUCCAAAGAGCUGGUGAGACUACAGGAGGAGAGGAGGGUCCAUGCUUUCGCCAUGCUGGCCGAGCGGCAGCGGAGGAUACGAGAAGCUGAGGAGAGUGGUCGGCGCCAAGUGGAGCAAAGGCGCCUGCGGGAGGAGGACCAGAUAUUUAAGGAGGUGGUUAAAGUUCACCAAAGUACAGUAACUUCUUAUCUGGAAGACAUAAUACUGAAUACCGAAGAGAAUACUGCAGAGGAACAAGCCAGGGCAGAAAUUGAGAAGAUGGCUGUGGAAAUCAAUGACAUUGCUUAUGAAAUGGAGAGCCGUCGAACUCAGCUUCAGUCAGAGGAGAUUGUUGCUGAGUUGGUUUAUAGUUUCCUGAUUCCAGAGGUCCAAAAGGACUUUGUCAAAGAAAAAGUGAGGAACGCACAGCGGAAGCAUAUCCUUGCAGCCCAUCAGAUCAUCCACAGACACACGGAAGCCAUGCUCCAAAAGAAUUUUGUUGAGCAACAGAAAGAUGAGGUUUCAGACACUGACAAGUUACUAGAGGAAGAAACUCAAAAUGAGAAAAGCAACUAAGAGUAUGAUCUUUUUAAAAAGAAGCUGUACAAAUUGUCAUAAAGAAUUCCAAUAGUCUGUCCUUCUCCCAGGAUGUGCAUAUCUUACUGAUUUGUCAUUGUGUGAUUUAUGAGAAAAGAUAUUUAUUUUCUAUAAACUUCCAAUAAUUUAAAAUAAUUUUCAGUAAUAAUCAAAUGAAGGAGCUUUAUUUGGUGUUUCCUAGAUGCUCUACUUCAAGAGAAAAUUUUCUCAUGUGUCAUUUUGAAGAAGGAGGAGGCUUCUUUUAUUAUAGGUGUCAAAUAUUGAGGGAACUGGAAACAAAGGCUACAGUAGUUCUCAACCGUGGCUGCAUGCUAAAAUCAUUGAGUACUUUAAAACAUUGGUUCUUAGG
This is a messenger RNA of Hyaena hyaena (striped hyena), 2737 nucleotides long. It is a transcript of the gene CFAP91, whose product is annotated as cilia and flagella associated protein 91. The coding region runs from base 64 to 2367 and encodes 767 amino acids. Lineage: Eukaryota; Metazoa; Chordata; Mammalia; Carnivora; Hyaenidae. The record is from RefSeq and is a predicted model, not a curated record. The transcript is spliced from 18 exons.